This is a messenger RNA of Histoplasma capsulatum G186AR, 1723 nucleotides long. RefSeq names its product F-box domain-containing protein. Bases 32 to 1723 code for a protein of 563 amino acids. The record is from RefSeq and is a predicted model, not a curated record. The transcript has 4 exons. Lineage: Eukaryota; Fungi; Ascomycota; Eurotiomycetes; Onygenales; Ajellomycetaceae.
UGCAUGGUUGGUUUAAAACCCUCCGAUAACAAUGCACUAUUUCUCCUUUACCUCUCUGGGCUUCAUCGCUGGCCUCGCCCUUUGUGUUGCUACCAAUGAUGUCCUUGAUCGAGAAAAUGGACGGCCACAUGAUUUCAUAUAUUGGCAAGACAAGCAGAAUAACAACGUGGACUACCAUGGCCUACCAGAAAACAUGAGGACUAAGUCAGCCGAAUUCCAUCACAUUGGUAACGAUGGCAUUUUGCGCGUCUUCAACGAAGCUGGCGAGGUCAUAGAUUAUGCCCACCCCUCCAUUGAUGAGUUGAAGACUAUGAUCGAAAUUUCUCCCCUUUCUCCAGAGGAAAGACAUAGUAUGCUCAACGUCUGGAGUGGCAUGGAUAAUGUUCAGAUAAGCAUGGAGCAAAUCUGGCAGCCGCCUAGGGAUCUUCUUCCUCUCAAGUUAGCGGAUCCGGAGGCCUUUGCCCGGGAGGUGAAGAAUAGAAAACAGCAACCGGCUCGGUAUCAGUCCAGUAAACCAAACCCACUUUUGCAAAGGGAGGCUCCGGGUCGUUGUCAAGAGCAAUGGUAUCUGCUAAUGAAUGAAUAUCCCCAACAAUCCCUUUUGAUAUUUUCCCCACACAUGGCCAGCAGAGUUCUAUUAUCGACACAACCUGUGGCUUCGAUAGAGACUCUCCCCAAUGAGCUUCUCGAUCAGGUCCUCUCCUACCUCUCACCAGGGCCUCCUCCGUCUUCCAGGAAGCUCCGUCAGGUACCCGCGCACAGCGUCACAUCAUCCACGGCUCUGGAUCUGAAAAAUGUCUCGCGAGCCUCGCCCCGUUUUCGAGCCCUAACGCGGCCUCUCCUCUUCGCCCACACCCGCCACGAGCUGCGGGAUCAGGAUCGCUUCCUUGACUUCCUCCGCGAACAUGAGCUUGCUCCAUAUGUGCAAUCAGUCGUUGUUUCUGUGCGAUCGAUAUUCCCCGGCAGCGAGAAACCGCUGUGGUGGGUGCGGUUAUUGGGAGAGGUCGACCCUCGCCAUCUCACCGUCAUUGCGCCACCAUAUAUGUUUGCACAUAUGGCGCUCUGUCAUUUAGACGGCGUGCAUUCCUGGGCUUUCGAGUUGCCACUUCAAACAAUACAGUUCCAUCGGCCGGCUCAGCGGUCUGUCCCCCUUCCGAACCAUGGAUCGGAUGACACGCUCUUCAGCGCUCGACCGUGGACGGAAAUCCUGUUCAACGAAGGUUCUUCUUUGAGAGCAUACAGCAACUACGAGUACUAUCUUCUCCGCGUCCCCUCAAUUAUGGAUCACUGGGGCUCUGUCGACCCUCUCCAAUCCAAAGAACUGCCCUACCCUGUCGCUGCCAUUUCGCGCCUGACAUCCUUCCAUUAUAUCGCCGUUUUCCCUUUCUACAACCACACGAAUUUGGUCCUCAAGGUGAUACGCAACAUGUCGAAUCUCCGCCAUUUGAGCUUUCAACUUGCACCGCAGCCUAACAGCACAAUAUUUGAGGAUGAGCAGCGCGCUGGGACGCUGGAUCCCAACGACCCAUGGAUGGAACUGGAUACGAGCUAUUCACUGAUUUCGCACUCCGUCAGAUAUCUGGGCGUCCAGGGGAAGUUGGUUGAGUUUCGGUGUUUCGAUUUCGAGCUUGAAGCCCUGAGAGAUAAUCUGGUUUCUAGAAUCGGAUCGAAUCUGAAAGGGAAGUGGGCCCACCAGGGAGACGGACUGUGGCUGAAAUUAUAA